Molecule: messenger RNA, 2470 nt
Organism: Physeter macrocephalus (sperm whale)
Lineage: Eukaryota; Metazoa; Chordata; Mammalia; Artiodactyla; Physeteridae
Gene: ZBTB42
Product: zinc finger and BTB domain containing 42
Exons: 2
Coding region: 123-1394 (423 amino acids)
Biological process (GO): regulation of transcription by RNA polymerase II
Cellular component (GO): nucleus
Molecular function (GO): DNA-binding transcription factor activity, RNA polymerase II-specific; protein binding
Source: RefSeq, a predicted model, not a curated record
CCUCCCCGCCGGGGCGCGCUGCCCGCAGCUCCGCGCGCGCCGGGGCGGCACCGGGGAGGGCGUGCGGCGCGGGCAGCGGCCGGAGAGGAGCUCGGGGCGGCGGAGGUGAUGACCGCGGCGGCAUGGAGUUCCCGGAGCACGGCGGGCGGCUGCUGGGCCGCCUGAGGCAGCAGCGUGAGCUGGGCUUCCUGUGCGACUGCACCGUGCUGGUGGGCGACGCGCGCUUCCCGGCCCACCGCGCCGUGCUGGCCGCGUGCAGCGUCUACUUCCAUCUCUUCUACAGGGACCGGCCCGCGGGCAGCCGCGACACGGUGCGGCUCAACGGCGACAUCGUCACGGCGCCCGCCUUCGGCCGUCUGCUGGACUUCAUGUACCAGGGCCGCCUGGACCUGCGCAGCCUGCCCAUCGAGGACGUCCUGGCCGCGGCCAGCUACCUGCACAUGUACGACAUCGUCAAGGUCUGCAAGAACAGGCUCCGGGAGAAGGAGCGCGCGCUGCCCCUGGAGACGCCUGCCCCUGGGACAGAGCUGCCUGGCCAGCCCCCAGGCCCCUUGUCUGCCUGGUCCCCUGCACUCUGUCCAGCCGCCCAGAAGGCCAGGCUCCCUCCCGCUGGGGUCAAGACCACCCGCCCUCCACUGGCACUGGGGCCUCCCCCCUGGCAGGCUCCUGGAGAGUCAGACCGGGCCCUGGACCUGUCGCUGAAGCCUGGCCCGAGGCGGGAGCCAAUCCGCCCACCCUGCGUCCUCCAGACACCCCCUUGCAGCCGGAUGCAGCCAGGGGCCCAGCCGAUCGUGAAGGACGAGUCAGACUCACUGUCCGAGCAAGAGGACAGCAGAAGCCCUCGGUGCCCCCACAGCCCCCUGCAGCCGCCCUGUGUUCCUGCAGCCCAGCGCCUGGCCGGGGGCUUGGAGCCGCUGCCGGUCAGCGAGGUGGGCAGUGGGGAAGUGGAGCUGGAGGCAGAGCCGGGGGCGAUCGAGGACGUGUUGCGGCCGGGCAGGCGCCUCUGCCUCUGCCCGCUGUGCGGCAAGCUGUUCUCCAGCGCCCAGGUGCUGCAGCUACACCUCAGCGCCCACUUCCGCGAGCGGGACGGCGGCCGCGCCCGGCUCUCACCCGACGGCUCAGCGCCCACCUGCCCGCUCUGCAGGAAGACCUUCUCCUGCACUUACACGCUGAAGAGGCACGAGCGCACGCACUCGGGCGAGAAGCCCUACACGUGUGUGCAGUGCGGCAAGAGCUUCCAGUACUCGCAUAACCUGAGCCGCCACGCCGUGGUGCACACGCGCGAGAAACCCCACGCCUGCCGCUGGUGCGAGCGCCGCUUCACGCAGUCGGGGGACCUCUACCGCCACGUCCGCAAGUUCCACUGUGGCCUGGUCAAGUCCCUGCUGGUGUGACCUUCGCUGCAGGGGUGAGGGUGGAGGGAGGGGCGGAUGGAGUGCGAGGGGCCGGAGCUCAGCAGGCGAAGCCCCUGAGGCUGGGCCCGCCGCGGGGCGGGGGGAAAGAACCCUGCUGCCCUGGGAAUGCGGCCUCAGACUUGGGCCGACUGGGAGCCCCACGGACAGCCCUUCUCCGGCCUUGUGCCUCCGCCAGCUCCCUCCUGCUCCCGGGCGCGCCCUGACCGGACACCGUCGUCCUCUCCGUCCCCUCAGCCAGUCCCGAGGAGUGUCCCCAGCUCGAGGAGGCCCAUUGAGCCUCCACCCGGGGCUUUCCUGACCAGCUCCCCAGCGGGCUCAGGGGUGCCCCGUGAGCCUGGCACCACGCUCGGUGACGGAUGCACGCUCACAGAUGCUGCCCGUGGGAGUCCCGACAGGGAGCUCUGAUGGAACAGGCUGCUCCUGGUGGGCGCCGGUGGAAGCCCCUGCAGGGGAGGCCCCGGGCGCAGCGAGAGCCAGCAGGGCACAGCUGGUGUGACGGGGGUGCAGGCCCCAGGACGGCAGGAGGAGAACCAGCCAGACGCCGCGAGGCUCCAGAGUUACAGGCGCUGGGGUGGGAGGUAGGCCCUCCAGAGCUUUCGGCCCUGACCGCAGCGUAUCACAGGCAGAGGAAGUGGGGAUUUGGAACCGAUUGUCUCUCGAUACAGAAGGAGCCUCCGGAGGCUGCCGGGUGUCUGCCCGUGGGUGACGGGCCGUGCCGCUCCCCUACCUGAGCACAGGGUCCAGGGCGCCUCCGAGCCUCCCCAGGGUGGGACCGAGGGGGCUGGGAACGCAGCCACCCGCCUUGAGUAUCGCAGGUCAACGGUAGGCCUGACCUUGAAGGUCACUUCUCCGCCUCCUCGGGGUCUCCCUGGAGCUGCUGGUCAUUUCCAGAGCACUGAGCAGGGGGGCUGAAGGCUGCUCUCUUUACCAGGAGCCGUGUUUUGCAGCGUUUCCCUUCCCUACGUCCCCACGGCGGGGCCUGGCUGAAAGCAGCCGGCUCGCGAGGAGGGGCGGGGGUGGGGGGCCCUCUGGGCGGAUGCUCCUAAAACGCAAAA